AGCCGUGCCCAUCAUUGCUGCUGCAGAGACACAUGGCAGAGCUUCUGAGUUUGGACAAAGACAUGGCGGCCUCGUUCCUGAACAGCGUCCUGAACCAGCUGAACUGGGCCUUCUCCGAGUUCAUCGGGAUGAUCCAGGAGAUCCAACAGGCUGCAGAACGUCCUGAGAGGAACUUUGUGGACACGCGUCAGCUGAAGGUGUGUGCGACGUGCUUCGACCUGUCCGUCAGCCUGCUACGGGUUCUGGAGAUGACUGUCACUCUGGUCCCAGAGAUCUUCCUGGACUGGUCCCGUCCAUCGGCGGAGCUGCUGCUGAGGCGCCUCGCUCAGCUUCUGAACCAGGUGUUAAACAGAGUCACUGCUGAGAAGAACCUCUUCGAUCGGGUCGUCAACCUGAGACUGCCAG
Molecule: messenger RNA, 405 nt
Organism: Austrofundulus limnaeus
Lineage: Eukaryota; Metazoa; Chordata; Actinopteri; Cyprinodontiformes; Rivulidae
Product: E3 ubiquitin-protein ligase RNF123
Cellular component (GO): cytoplasm
Molecular function (GO): ubiquitin-protein transferase activity
Source: RefSeq, a predicted model, not a curated record